Rodentolepis nana is the source of this 963-nucleotide messenger RNA. Lineage: Eukaryota; Metazoa; Platyhelminthes; Cestoda; Cyclophyllidea; Hymenolepididae. The record is from the annotation of a GenBank genome assembly.
GUAAUGAAACCUGGCACCACAUUUGACAUUAUACCCAUGGUCAUGCCAGCUACAAAUCAGUGCUCCAUAUGUCUGGAGGAAAUGAAAGCCCCAAUCGGAAUGCUAGGUGGAUGUAAACACAUCUUCUGCUACGAUUGCAUCAAGAAGUGGUCUGAAGCUAAACGAACGUGUCCCAUUGACCGCACACCAUUUGACUCAAUCAAUAUACUACACGAAAUUGGUGGUGCAAUUGUGGAAGAAGAAAAGCUAGAACUACGGAGUUCGAAUCAAAGCAAUAGUUCUUAUGGAGAUGGUGACGACGUUGACGACUACGAUAUUAAUGACCUGAUCUCCCGUUUCUUUGGUACUUUGCUUGACUAUUCAUCGGACGAAGAAGACACCGACUACGACAAUGACCACUACGAUGACCAUAAUGAUGACGACGAUAACUACGUUGUCUUUAGAUUACUUGGCUUUUCGUCCGAUGACGAAGACACCGACGACGACGAUGACGAUGACAACGGCGUCGAUUACUCCGUUUCAUUGGCAGCCUCACCUAAUAGUCUGCUCCAUAGCGCCUCGCCUUCAAGAAUUUCGCAAUGCAUCUACUUAUGUUCACAGUGCCAGGGUUGUGUCCUAGAGGAAGAUAUGGUCAUGCCAGCUACAAAUCAGUGCUCCAUAUGUCUAGAGGAAAUGAAAGCCUCAAUCGGAAUGCUUGGUGGAUGUGAUCAUAUUUUCUGUUACGAUUGCAUCAAGAAGUGGUCUGAAGCUAAUCGAACGUGUCCUCUUGACCGCACACCAUUUGACUCUAUCAAUAUACUACACGAAAUUGGUGGUGCAAUUGUGGAAGAGGAAAAGAUAAAACCACUGGAAUUGGAUCAAAUCUAUAGUUCCACUAACGUUGGAAGGCAAAUAGAAGUCAAUCGUGGUGUUCCGAAUUUCAUUUGUCCACUAUGUCGAAAUAGGGAAAGACGGAUGAAUUGA